GACACAGAGGGUGUAGUCGUGCUCAUCUCACACACAGAUCCACGAUGAGUGUGUGUGAGUGUAAUGGAUGAGGUCUGUGAAACGCCCUCCGUUAGGGAACUGGAGAAAGUCCUGUUUGCAGGAAAGAGGAGUGGAAAUCAUGCGGAUGAAGUCUGGCCCAACCUUUUCCUGGGUGAUAUGUCUGUGGCCAAUGACCGGUUCAGUCUGUGGAAGUUGGGCAUCACUCGAGUCCUGAACGCCGCCCACGGACACAUGCACUGCCAGGGCAGCCACCAGUUCUACGGGUCAAAGGUCGAGUAUUACGGAGUCGCAGCAGAAGAUUCGCCAUCGUUCAACCUGUCGGUGUAUUUCCACCCCUGCGCUGAUUAUAUCAAGGAGGUUCUCGGUUCUCCAGGAGAACGUGUUUUGGUUCACUGUGCGGUGGGAGUGAGUCGCUCGGCCUCUCUGGUUCUGGCUUAUCUCAUGAUACACCAGAGGCUUUCCCUCCUGGACGCUAUUAAAACGGUCAAACAGCACCGCUGGAUCUUCCCGAACCGAGGCUUUCUCAAACAGCUGCGGGCCCUCGAUGCGAGUCUGCGCUGUAUGAAGUGACGCUGGUCUGGAAACAACAUCUGUCUGUGACUUUAAAUGUAUUAUCAACUCUCAUGACUCUGUGGUGAAGGAAACACUGCAGAAAAAAACUUCUACCUGAAUAUGUUUUUAAGUAUAUAUUGUAGAAAUGAAUGCAUAAAUAUUAACGUUAAACUUAUUCAACUUUCUGAUACUGGUAUUCCCACCAUGAAUAAUUUAUAAGAUUGCUUUUUUCUCCACUGUAUGUUCACUGUUUUAUCAUUGCUUUGGUUGUUAGGUUUAUUAACUUGCUGUUUUGUGACAUCUGGAGUUUAUUUUCUACUUAAAAUGACAUUCACACUCAAAAAUGAUCUGACGGAUGUUGGCAUUAUUGGGUAGCAAGUAUUCAUAUCUCUGUUUCGGCUGGGUACCACAUUAUUUCAAUUGUGUAGAUAUAUGUCUACAAUAGAUAUGUUAUUUAUUUGUUCUAAAGCAUACACGGUAAAAACAUGGCUUUUUUCAGUGUUAUAUUGUCAAAGUAAAAUGUUGAAACAGCGUAUUGCUAAGUAGAAAUUACUCAACCAACUUUAACUGGCCAGUUUUCAUUUGUUAAUUUUACUUAACUAGAUUAAACUUUAAAAAAAAAUC
Pimephales promelas (fathead minnow) is the source of this 1197-nucleotide messenger RNA. Its product is annotated as dual specificity protein phosphatase 13A. Gene Ontology annotation, biological process: negative regulation of MAPK cascade; protein dephosphorylation. NCBI's taxonomy places the organism in Eukaryota, Metazoa, Chordata, Actinopteri, Cypriniformes, Leuciscidae. The record is from RefSeq and is a predicted model, not a curated record. Gene Ontology annotation, molecular function: MAP kinase phosphatase activity; protein tyrosine/serine/threonine phosphatase activity. Gene Ontology annotation, cellular component: cytoplasm.